AUGAAAAUAACGAAAGUAUAUUUUUGUUUCAUAUAUUUAUUAAUUAUUAAUUUAUUAAAACAGUGUUUAUGUGAGAACUACUUAUAUGAAAAGGAUAACUACAAUCUAGCAGAUCCUUUUGCUAAUAUAUUGGAAGAAAAAAAAAAGAAGAAAAGAAAAAUUUUGUAUGCGCUUAUAGGUACAGCAAUAACACUAGCUGGAAUUGCUGCAUUGGGAAUUGGAAUUCAUGAAUCAAAACGUAAAUCUAUUUGGGAUACACAAUUAGCUGUAAUAUCUGAUGACAUUCUUAAAAGUGCCAUAGCAAAAGGAAUAGAAAAUUCAAAAGAAAUUUAUAGAAGAGGAAUACAUGAUAUCAACAAAAUUUUACCUUCCAUUAAAGAUAUAAAAGAGUACAUGAGGGAAGAAAUAAAAAGAAAAGAUUUGAAAUUUACAAGAUCCCAAAUGAAAGAAUUUGAUUCCAUGAGUAGAUAUGCUCUGUAUUCUAUUAAGUAUGCUAUGGAAACAUAUAAAAAAGGCUGUGAAUUAGAAAUGCUUUAA
This is a messenger RNA of Plasmodium gallinaceum, 537 nucleotides long. It is a transcript of the gene ETRAMP, whose product is annotated as early transcribed membrane protein. The record is from RefSeq and is a predicted model, not a curated record. The coding region runs from base 1 to 537 and encodes 178 amino acids. Lineage: Eukaryota; Apicomplexa; Aconoidasida; Haemosporida; Plasmodiidae. The transcript has a single exon.